Grosmannia clavigera kw1407 is the source of this 312-nucleotide messenger RNA. Its product is annotated as glutaredoxin domain containing protein. The transcript has 2 exons. Gene Ontology annotation, biological process: cellular response to oxidative stress. Bases 1 to 312 code for a protein of 103 amino acids. The record is from RefSeq and is a predicted model, not a curated record. Gene Ontology annotation, molecular function: glutathione disulfide oxidoreductase activity. Lineage: Eukaryota; Fungi; Ascomycota; Sordariomycetes; Ophiostomatales; Ophiostomataceae. Gene Ontology annotation, cellular component: nucleus; cytoplasm.
AUGGAAGCCGCACAGAAGAAAGCCCAGCAGCUUAUUGACGACAACGCUGUCGUCGUCUUCAGCAAGUCAUACUGCCCGUACUGCCGCAAUGCGAAGCGGACGCUCGAUAGCUUUGGUGCUAAAUAUGUUCCGUAUGAGCUUGAUAUAGAGUCCGAUGGCAGCGCUGUCCAGGAUGCCCUGGAGAAGCUGACCGGCCAGCGCACUGUCCCUAACAUCUUCAUUGCGAAGGAACAUAUUGGUGGCAACUCGGAUCUCGAGGCCCGGAAGAACAAGGAUCUCUCCAAGCUCCUCACGAGCGCUGGUGCGGUUUAG